Messenger RNA from Nematocida parisii ERTm1, 159 nucleotides. RefSeq lists its product as uncharacterized. The coding region runs from base 1 to 159 and encodes 52 amino acids. The transcript has a single exon. Lineage: Eukaryota; Fungi; Microsporidia. The record is from RefSeq and is a predicted model, not a curated record.
AUGAGAAAUAACGCUAUUGCUUCCCUGCUACGUAGCCAACAUAGAGAAGAUAGUGAAAGGAGAGAGUGGAGAGAGCUAUUCACUGUGUUUAGGAAGCGGUCUAAGUCUGCACGGACUCGUAGUCCGAAGGGCACAGCGGUGCUAGGCCUGGUGCUGUAG